CCUACAAUCUGAUUGUUCUUUUUAACAGCCUCUGUUCCCUGGAGAAAGCGGUGUUGAUCAGCUUGUUGAAAUCAUCAAGGUUCUGGGCACACCCACACGUGAAGAAAUUAAGUGCAUGAAUCCAAAUUAUACCGAGUUUAAAUUCCCGCAAAUCAAAGCUCACCCGUGGCAUAAGAUAUUCCAUAAAAGGAUGCCUGCUGAAGCAGUAGAUCUUGUGUCCAGGCUUCUGCAGUACUCACCAAAACUUCGAUCGACUGCUUUGGAAGCAUUGGUCCAUCCGUUCUUUGAUGAACUUUGGGAUCCAAACACCCGCUUACCGAAUGGUCGUUUUCUUCCGCCUCUCUUCAAUUUUAAGCCCCAUGAGCUGAAGAACGUGCCGGCGGAUUUCAUGGUGAAAUUGAUCCCUGAGCAUGCACGGAAGCAAUGUGCCUUCGUAGGAUGGUGAUCUCUGGAUAAGAGGAUGACGGCUCGAUGAUUAGCUGAGGACCAAGUUAAUGUCUGUUAGAAACUGCCGGAGAUCGACAUUGCCAGAUGUGGUGUGGUAUAAGAUAGGCAAUAUGUGUGAUUAUUUUUUUGUUCGAGGUUAUCAACCCCCUUGCCCUAGAAAAGAUGAGAAGAUGUUGAUGUAACAAGCCCUCUGUGUUUCUGUAAGUAGAUGAGUGUUGCUGCAUGCCCCCUGGGUACAUGUAUCGGUUUGAGCAGAAUUCUGUUUGCCUGAAUCGUGCCAUCACCACGCAGGGAUCCAUCCCUUGUGUGACGAUGUUCAGCACUUCAGCCCAACAUUUGUUUAUGGAUUCAGGCUAUUCGUUCAUUUGUACUCCUCGCAUCCUAUGGAUGCUUAAGCAAUAUUUGCAAUUUUUCUAUUU
Molecule: messenger RNA, 866 nt
Organism: Zea mays
Lineage: Eukaryota; Viridiplantae; Streptophyta; Magnoliopsida; Poales; Poaceae
Exons: 5
Coding region: 116-445 (109 amino acids)
Biological process (GO): signal transduction; cell differentiation; peptidyl-threonine phosphorylation
Cellular component (GO): nucleus; cytoplasm
Molecular function (GO): protein serine/threonine kinase activity
Source: RefSeq, marked validated